UAACUCAGAUGACACCCCUCCGUUCUGACACAAACAAACCUGUCAGGUCACUUUGUGUCAUAAGGAGUCAGUCAAAUUGGGUGAGAGGUAGUGAUUCAUUCACAACCGCAGCGCUGCUUCGCCAUUAGACGAUUACACUGCGUCACCCAGCCGUGUCCCACAAGGGCUCUCUCACUUUCCCGUGACAAGCAUCAAUAUUUACCUGAAGCUUACAAUUCUAGUUCAUUUUGUGCCAUGUUAAAUAUAAUGCAAUCUAUAGGAUUAUAGUUUUCCUUAUUGAUUCAUUCCUACAAUCAAAUUACGAUUGCACUGCAAGAAACUUUUAAAUGUGAGGCAUUUACUUGAUGGAUGCCUUGUAACGAUUCGAUUAUGAUUUUGGAAUGGGCUGUGCUUUCACACCAAGGUUAUUUUAAGGCUGACUUCAUCGUUCGUUUCCAUGCUUGAAAUGUAUUUUGCUGUUUCUGCGUGCAUUUGUUGAUUUAUUAUUAUUAUUAUUGUCAGUUCAGACCACCACAUGUGAGACUUCCAGCUGUGACAAAAGGGCAGCAAUGACUCUUCAGUGCGGCUAUGUCAAUUAGAAGGCGAGCGGCAUUGUUAAGGCGGGUGCAGUAACACACGACAGACCGGAAUGUGUGAAACAAUCCCUUCACUGUAAAAUUUAUGUUGCUUUUUUCCCCCCUCUCUUUGACGUAUCCUUGUUCAAUAUAGUUUCAGCUGUUUUCCUAAUUCACACAUUUUUUAAUUGUUGACUUUUAGUACGUUUUGAGGUCGAUGAAUUAUAAUUGUUUGGCCGAAACGUCGACGGUCUCAUUAUUUUUAAUGAGAAGUCGGAAGUAAGUCGUUUUAUCUUGGUGGCGCUUGACGUUUUUCAUCCUGAGCCUUUGCGGUGGAUCCGAGGCCGCCUCGCGGGGGACGCCGCAGCCUCCAAUCCAGUUCCAAAAGAAAAGACAAGAAACGCAAAGAAAAGAAAAGCUCCCAUUUUCUCCCGCGACGCUAAUGAUGGACAUGUUCCUUGUGGAGAACUGGAGAGGCAGGGUCCCACUACCCCGCGGUGUCAGGACGGCGGUAGCCCGGCGUCGCUAGCUCCAAUCUCAGCUCCGAGAUUCGCUCGUGUUUCCCGGUCACACUUUCGGAGGAGCACUGGGACAGAGGCAGCUCAGCGCCACCGUACCUCCGGAAUGCUAACGCCGUGAGCGUGACUGCGGAUCACCGCGGAGCUGCAUGGACGCGCGCCCGCGCCAGUCGCCGGCAGCAUCCGUGCCCGUGAUGCGGCCGCCUCCCCGGCCGGGAUGCUAACAACGAGGAAGUAUCUCUGACAUGAAGACGAGGCGGCUGUUGCCUUGUGUGUUCUGGGUGUGACGCUGACUUUGUCCCCAUGACUCACCCGUGCGGACGUGGUCGUUUACGCGGCCGGCCGUGCGGCGCCCCAGCCCGGCGCAUGACACUCAGCCAGGUACCGGCGAGCCCGGCUGGGGGCCAGCUUCCCCGACUGCGGUAGGAGCGAGACUCGGGACAGACAAAGGGGAGCAGAAGCCAGCGAUCGCUCGUGGAAAUGGUGUCCCACAAGGUUCUCGUAGCCGUCCUCUUGCUCAACGUGUACAUCGGCGUGCAGUCAUUCCUGUGCUUGUUCGGCGGCGUGCUGCUGUCGGUGGUGUUCGUUUUGGCCUUCCUGAACGGACCGCGACUGCUGGACUGGGCCAGCUCGCCACCGCACCUGCAGUUCAACAAGUAUGUUUUGACGGGUUACCGGCCCGUCUCUUCGGUGCAGGAGUGCAUACGGAGUCUCUUCUACCUGCACAACGAGCUGGGAAACAUCUACACUCACGGCAUCCCUCUGGUGUGUUUCCUGGUAUUGCUGCCGCUCAACAUCCCCUGGUCCCAGAUCAGUGUGACAUGGCUGGGCGUGGUGCACUUCCUUGCCUGCCUGUCACCGCAGCUGGGCUCUGUGCUCUACCACCUCUUCAUGAACCACGAGGGUGGCGAGCCAGUCUACCACACCCUCCUCAAACUGGACGUGUGCGGCAUUUGCAUGAUCAACACACUGGGGGCGCUGCCGAUCCUAUACAGCACCCUGCUGUGCUACCCGCUGAUUCGCACGGCGGCGCUGUCCAUCUACAUCCUGCUGUCCAGCUACGGCAUCUACUGCGCGGUGACGGCGCGUAGCAGCGUGCGGCGCCUGCGCUCCUUCGCCUGGCAGGCGCUCUUCCGCUUCUCCUUCUUCGUGCUGCGCUGGGCGGGCGUGGGCGGCGGCAGCCCCACCUCACUGCGCCAUUUCCUCACCAUGGACGCGCUGGCCGUGUUGGGCGGGGUCAUCAACAUCGCCCGCAUCCCCGAGCGCUUCCGCCCGGGCCUCUUUGACUACUGGUGCAACAGCCACCAGAUCAUGCACGUGCUGGUGGUGGGCUCCAUCCUCUACUUGCACUGGGGUGUCCUGGACGACCUGCUGUGGAUCAACAGCUACAACUGUCCCUCCGACUGAGGCCCCCCACCUAAAAUCCAGAAUGUUUGCCCUGUCCCCAGUGGACGGCCGAGUAUGAGGAGAUGCUGCAAAGCAGAGGUGGGGGAGCGACUCAUACUUAAGGCGCCAAUUUUAGGACUUGACACUUGUUUGGUGACAACUUAGGAAAGACUCGACGUGUCGUUGAGCUCAAGUAAACUCCCAUUGGUCACGAUAUAGAGGCAACACAUGUAAAGCAUUUUGACAUAGUUUAUUUUUUCCUUGCAUGCUAAACACAUUUUUUGUCUGUUUUGUGAUCGAGGCCAAAGAAAAAAAAGUAUUAAUUUGGUGGUAUCCUCGUGUCAGGGAACUAUGUUGAAAUGAAUUGAGGUGUUUCACUUGCAGAAAAAUAGAGAUUUGGCGCCACCCUGUGGCAUUUUAGAGUCAAUGGACUAUGUUAAAGUGAGUUAAGGAGUUUCUUUUACAGGAAAUAUAUUCGUUGGUCGCCAUCUCGUGGCAUCAAGGUGUCAAGGGACUAUGUUGAAAUGAGCUGAGGAGUUUUAGAGGAAAUGAGUGCUUUGAUACCAUCCAGUGGAUUUUUUUGUGUCAAGGAACAAAAAAAUAGUACUCCUUCGUUAUCUCAUGGCAUCUUAGUGUUAAGGAACAAUGUCGAAGUGAGUUGAGAGCUUCAUUCAGAUAAAAGUUGUUUUGCCAACACCUUAUGGCAGCUUAUUGCCAAGCAAUGUUGUUAAAGUGAGUUGAGGAGCUUCAUGUAGACAGUACUUUCCCACAGUCUUGUAGCCUCAUGACAUGACGGACCUACAGUACGAUGAAAUUGAUUUCGGCGUUUCAUUCAGGGAAAAAAAAACUGCUAUGCGUCCGGCUUGUGGAAUCUGAGAAUCAAGGUUCUUGGUUCUAGUGAGUUGAGACUUUAAUUCAGAUAAAAAUCAUUAAUCCGCAAUCUUGUGGCAUGAAUGUUGAGAAGCAAUGUGGAAGUGAGUUUCGGAGUUUCACCUGGACAGAAUUAGUCUUUUGCCACCAUCUUUUGUCUUCUUCAUUUCAAGGAACUAUUUUGAAGUGAGGUGAGGAAUUUAUUUUAGAGGGAAAAUAGUGAUUGCUUACCAUCCUGUGGCUUCCAGAGGCAAUUACAGUACACAACCAAGUGUAUUUAAUGUGUGAUGAAAUGCAAGCUUUUUGAACCUGACUCAUGACUUAAUUCAACCAAGCGACGACCUGACUCAACUUGCCUCAAAUUUGGUGGAGACUCAAUUUAAUUAGAUUAUUUUAUUUAUUUAUUUUUUUGCCACAGUCGCUUGGAACUUGCUUAAAAGAUGAAGCAUAACACUGUAGACUUACUAAUCGUAUGCACAAGUGCACAGUGUGCGUGACUUCCUCCCAACUCUGUUGUAACGUCACGCGGUCGGCGAGGUCACCGAGGACGUUUUGUUUUUAUUGGAUGAGUGCGGCAGGAUUGCGAGACGGCCGUGUUGCUGCCUUUGUGUCCAUAUCGGCGACGUCAUCACCACGCCCACUUUGAUUUAAACGUUAAGAGUAACAUGUUGAUUGUAUCUAACACAGCACACGUCACUUUGUUGCGUUUCAAACAGUACAUCUCAAAAUGGGACAAAAAUGCUACUUUUCUGUAGGUGGCGCCGCCACAGCGGAACCGCUGAAGUCGAAUUCGGGCUCUGGCUUUGUGUUCUGAGGAGUUGGCGACGUAAAGCUACCCUGUUAAAACAGCAGAAAUUGAUGAUGAUUAGGGUUUUUUUUUUAAACAUACUAGAGUAAAAAACAAGUAAUUGUUAAAACCCAAAAAACUAUUGUAACUUCGCCCCACUCUGCUUGUUUUCUUUAAUCAAUUUUACAAGUGUAAAACUCAGUAAGUGUCCAACGUUUUCAAAAUGCGGCUCAGGUUGCUCCUUGAGGAAUGACUGGCACCAAAAAAGACAAGGAAAAAGGCAAAAUAACAAAGGUCUGCCUGAAAAAGGUUCCGCUGUAGUGCGCUUUUGUCCAAAAAAAGAUCCACAGCCCUGCUUUAAAAAAACAAACAAACAAACAAACAAAAAACAGCAUCAACCAGCAUAAUUUUGGUUUGUUUUUGUGCUGAUCUUGCCUGUGAAGCCAACAAGACCUGUCUGAAAACAUCAAAACCUUGCUGACGCAUGUAAUUUUUGGGGGGAUGGAAGACACAAAAUGUACGCAUUUUUUUUAAUACUAAUUUGUGCUUCUUUGUUUGGACGCAUUCUUACACUGGAUCUACCACAUUUUUGUUUUGGGAUGUACGAAUGUCAAAUUAACACACAGAUGCUAACAUGCUAACAUUUUGAUUUUUUUUUUUUCAAUGCAUGAGAGUCGCUAGCAAGUUAGCUUGAGGUUAGCCUGGCCUUCAUUUCUUUGCUCUCAAAGGGCUCAGAGUUCAUCGACUUAAUGUAAGUAGAUCAUGUACAGUAUGUAAAUCAUGUAUACACAUAAGCAGUAUAAAUCACUUUUCGAGAGAAAAUGGACGCUAGCGCAAAGUAAAUCUAUGCAUAAGUCAACAACAGGGAACAUGGUUACAUGCUCUAUGUUCAUUCCCACCUCUCAGGGUGCCGAAACGGUAGCGGAAGACCAUGCCGAGUUUUCUGUCUGGUGAAAUAAUUGACACCCGCCCCGUGCUUUUUGGCACAUCAUGGUGCAAGACGGGAAGUGGAAACCGUCCACAAAAUUGCCUCCUGGCGGCACAGCAGGCCAACAGAGUUGUGCUUUUUAAAAUAUAUGAUCAGAAUAUAUGACAGGUGUGCGAUAGCCUGUUGGUUUCUCUAGGGAAAAUGCUCAUUUAUUAUUAUUAUAGUAUUGAUGAUUUGGUGGACUGCUGCCACCGAGGGGCUCCAGGUGGUGCCAUUUUUUUGGGGUUCCGAGUGGAGCGCCAUAUCUAUAAACUGUUUCCGCCCCAGUCUCGAUUGUGCAAUAAACUGAAGUCUAUAUUUGUAAA
Molecule: messenger RNA, 5408 nt
Organism: Hippocampus zosterae (dwarf seahorse)
Lineage: Eukaryota; Metazoa; Chordata; Actinopteri; Syngnathiformes; Syngnathidae
Gene: paqr4a
Product: progestin and adipoQ receptor family member IVa
Exons: 3
Coding region: 1553-2479 (308 amino acids)
Cellular component (GO): membrane
Molecular function (GO): signaling receptor activity
Source: RefSeq, a predicted model, not a curated record